AUGGCUGCAUCAGCUACGACACCAUACAGCAUUCUCGGAGCGACUAAAACGAGUAACGAUUUCCAAUUGCGUAAUUUAUACCGUGGACUAAUUCAUCAGUUCAAAGCAGAUCGACAGAAACCAGCUAAAAAUCGUACGAUUACGGUCGAACAAUUUCGAAAAAUUUGUCGUGCUUAUGAAACAUUAUCCGAUCAUGAAAAACGAAAGCUUUAUGAUGAGCGGCAAGAGUGGAUUUCUGAUUUAGCGAUACCAAAAUAUACACUUCAACAAUUAGCAGCGGAACCUGAUCUUUCAUUAGAAUUAAGGCAACGAUUACAAUAUGCGACAUUGAAAGAAAUUAAUGCACAAGAUCGAGUAACAGGCCAUACACCGCUGUAUUGUGCAGCACGUGCUUGCAAUAUUGAAGCUGUACGCUAUUUGAUUGAACAAGGUGCCGAUCCAGAUCGACCACAGCGAACAGGAAGCACAGCUUUGCAUGUAGCGGCAUUCUAUGGACAUCCUGAAAUAGUUCGCUGUCUGCUAGAAUGUGGAGCCAAUUAUCAGUUAACAAAUACUCACGGAAAUGUGGCCGAAAAAGAGUCUUUUAAUGAUGAAGUUCGAAACACUUUUGCUGAAUUGAAACAGACGCCUUUUGUUCAAGCAGCUACUAAUCAACUUGAUUGGUUCAAAGAAAAUAUCAAGAAUAUUCUAAAACAUAUUGAUACACAAUAUCAUGCUCAACAACAGACAUUACUUCAUUGUGCAUGCAAAAAGGGUUAUCUCGAUCUUGCUAAAUGGUUCAUCGAACGACAAUCAGCUGCGGUCGAUAUUGUGGAUAUCAAUUUGAAUUCGGCUCUACAUCUUGCUGCGUAUGGUGGACAUGCAUCAAUCGUCGAAUAUCUUCUAAAUCAAGGUGCCAACUCAACUCUAAUCAAUAAAUGGGGCAUGACAGCUGAACAAGAGGGCCUAGUUAAUGGUACCCGAAUUACCGAUUUAUUUCGACUAAUGCGUGAAAAGAAUAUGUUUCAAAUGGCUAAGGAUGGUAUAAAUUGGUGGUUUAACUAUCAUUUUGAUAGCAAAUCGUCUAAUGCCGUGGAUAAUCAGGGUACAAGUUUACUCUAUAUUGCAUGUCGCUUUGGUCAAACAUCUGUUGCAAAAUGCCUUUUGGACAAAGGUGCAAAUAUAAAUGUACAAAUACCAGGCAAAGGUAGUACGCCAUUGCAUGGUGCUGCAUUUCAUGGACAUUUAUCUACAGUUCAGUUAUUGUUGUCUCGAGGUGCUGAUGUUAGUAUCAAAAAUCAAUAUAAUGCUACGGCUUUGGAUGAAGCCAAAGGUGACGAAAUAAAAAAACUUUUACAAGAACAUCGAAAUAAUUUAGCUUCUGACAAGUGCAUUCCUGUACACUUGUUUGGUGAUGGUAAGAGUUUCGGGAAUGAACCAAUGGUAAAAGUACAAUUACACUGUGACGCAACGAUUAGUGAUCUCAUAAAGGCUAUACCAGAACCAUAUCAUGAUAAAUAUCGAUGGUUUUCAAUUGCUCGAAGCCCUUUAAAUUUUGAAAGUGAAACUACAACAUUAAUAUCAGCCGUGUGUCGUGCUCGUUAUGCGAACUCGAGAUUCGUAGAUUUACCAAUAUGCCUCAUAACCUAUAAUUCUCCUCGCUAUAUGAAUAGUGGUUAUGCACAGAGAAAUGAACUGGCCAGUUCUAACUUACGUGCUUUUCACAGCAAGUUUGACUCAAAAUGUAGCGAUGCAUCUUUUCAAAUUAAAGCUAAAUCAAAAGACACACAAACGUAUAAUAUUAAAAAUGUGUCAUUUACUUUUGCACCUGGUUGCGCUGAUAACAAUAUUUCAAUUGAUGUAAAAUAUAUUUUUGCACCAGAUCGUGACAACUUUCAAUUACCUGAGUGUGUUUGUUUAUUCCAAACGAAUUAUACUAAUAAAAAUGACAAACUAAAUGAUAUGCCAACUAUAACAGUCAAUGGUGAAACAAAUGUGAAACUAUACACGUGGAUGCCAAACUCCGCCUACUGGUUUUCAUACAGUAAUCAACAUAAUCGUUUACCUCGCAUUGGUGGUCUGCAUGCCUUGAUACGUCAUGUCGAAUUUUUUUCGAACACACUUUGUCUGCCACCAGAUAUGUUCAUUGAAGCUGCUGUUGGAGAGAAAUUUCAACCACGUGAAACUCCUGUGAUUUGCCAAUAUCUUAAGAUAUGUGACUAUGAUCCGCAACUUUUUCCGCACAUUGCCUAUCAUGGUACUUCUAUUAAUGUUAUUCGAUCGAUACUCAUGGAUGGGCUCGUAAUGCCAAGCACAGUUGUCUCUAACGGUUUUCGUGUCUGUCCACCUGAUAAUCAUAUUGCACGAGGAGUCGAAGCUUUUGGUAUUGCUGAUUUUGCUAAUGCAAUAUUUGUUAGUCCAAGCAUACAUUACUGUUCAGAUCCAGUCUAUGCUAUAACCUUUUCUUAUGGCGAUCAACGCGUGAUAGCAGUACUAGAAUGUCGAGUAAAGAAAGAUGCAUUUCACCCUUUUCCAACUACUGUAAGUACAUAUAAAGCACAACCGGGCGACGAUUUACAAGCUAUCGAAUGGCGCAUUACAUGUCCAGCGGCUAUUCGGAUCACAGGAAUAUUGUUCAUUCCGGUUAUCAAAUCACGAGCUGAAGCGGCAAAACUACGAUUAAAAAAAUUGGAAGUUGAUCCUAAUGCUAUUCGAUAA
Messenger RNA from Rotaria sp. Silwood1, 2697 nucleotides. NCBI's taxonomy places the organism in Eukaryota, Metazoa, Rotifera, Eurotatoria, Philodinida, Philodinidae. The record is from the annotation of a GenBank genome assembly.